Ricinus communis (castor bean) is the source of this 1501-nucleotide messenger RNA. Its product is annotated as homogentisate solanesyltransferase, chloroplastic. Gene Ontology annotation, cellular component: membrane. Gene Ontology annotation, molecular function: prenyltransferase activity. The record is from RefSeq and is a predicted model, not a curated record. The coding region runs from base 82 to 1278 and encodes 398 amino acids. NCBI's taxonomy places the organism in Eukaryota, Viridiplantae, Streptophyta, Magnoliopsida, Malpighiales, Euphorbiaceae. The transcript is spliced from 10 exons.
GUUUAUAACAGAGUGGAAGAGUGAAGUACAGUUGCUGACCGUUAGUGACCACCAAUCCUAUUUGGGUUCUUGGUGUUAAUAAUGAAGCUCACCUUCUCUCCAUCUUCUUCUCUUCGAAUUCCAGCUAUCACUUCUCACUGCAAUCCUUCUUCUCACCACCACCACCAAUCAAAAUUACCCACUAAGCCUACUGCUGCUGCUGCUGCCAAUUCACCAUGUUUUUCCUUUUCCAAAUGCUCCAAGCUCUUGCCUUUGUCUGGUUUUUACACUAACAGAAACUGCUCAAAACAUGCUCCAAAUACAAGUUUCAGGCGUAAUUCGAUCUGGGCCUGCACUAAAGUUGGAGCUGCUGGAUCUGAUCCAGUACUGAACAAAAUCUCAGAAUUCAAAGAUGCAUGCUGGAGAUUCCUAAGGCCCCACACUAUUCGUGGAACGGCUCUUGGAUCCACUGCUUUGGUGGCAAGAGCAUUAAUUGAGAACCCAAAUCUUAUAAAGUGGUCGUUGCUGUUGAAGGCAGUCUCUGGCCUUUUUGCACUAAUAUGCGGGAAUGGGUAUAUAGUUGGCAUCAAUCAGAUCUAUGAUAUUGGAAUUGACAAGGUUAACAAACCUUAUUUACCUAUAGCUGCAGGGGAUCUUUCAGUUCAAUCUGCAUGGUUGCUGGUGAUAUUUUUUGCAGUGACUGGAAUCCUGAUGGUUGGAUUAAAUUUUGGUCCAUUCAUCACUUCUCUUUACUGUCUUGGUCUUUUUCUGGGGACCAUUUAUUCUAUUCCUCCAUUUAGAAUGAAAAGAUUUGCUGUCGCGGCAUUCCUUAUAAUUGCUAUGGUGCGAGGUUUUCUUCUCAAUUUUGGAGUAUAUCAUGCUACAAGAGCUGCCCUUGGACUUUCUUUUGAGUGGAGCUCACCGGUGGCAUUUAUCACAACCUUUGUGACAUUGUUUGCACUGGUUAUUGCUAUAACAAAAGAUCUUCCAGAUGUAGAAGGAGAUCGCAAAUAUAAAAUAUCAACUUUGGCAACAAGUCUUGGAGUUAGAAACAUUGCCUUUCUUGGGGCUGGGCUUUUGCUAUUGAAUUAUAUUGGUGCUGUAUGGGCAGCAAUUUACAUGCCUCAGGCUUUCAGGCGUAGCUUAAUGAUACCUGUACAUACAAUUCUAGCAGCAUUCCUGAUAUUCCAGGCAUGGGUGUUAGAACGGGCAAACUACACAAAGGAAGCAAUCUCAGCAUUCUACCGAUCUAUAUGGAAUCUCUUUUAUGCUGAAUAUCUCAUAUUUCCUUUUAUCUAGCGGAAAAUGCUCUCUUUUGUUUUUGGCUCCCAAAUCGCGUGCACAGAGAGAGGUAGACUAAUUGGAUGUAUAUAUUUGCCUUUUUUACGAAUUAAUAUUUGUUGUUUUAGCAUACAACAGACAAUAAGCAUUAUCUUGUACCAAUCCUCUUCCUUGAUAGCAAAAUGAACAGGAGAUCUUGUAAGCUUUUUGAAUUUUUAAUCAUGUGAAAAUUCUUUUCAAA